Caenorhabditis remanei is the source of this 1329-nucleotide messenger RNA. RefSeq lists its product as uncharacterized. The coding region runs from base 1 to 1329 and encodes 442 amino acids. The record is from RefSeq and is a predicted model, not a curated record. Lineage: Eukaryota; Metazoa; Nematoda; Chromadorea; Rhabditida; Rhabditidae. The transcript has 11 exons. Gene Ontology annotation, biological process: regulation of transcription by RNA polymerase II. Gene Ontology annotation, molecular function: cAMP response element binding; DNA-binding transcription factor activity, RNA polymerase II-specific.
AUGCCAAUGUCUGUACCAAUCCAAAUGCAUCAAAUGAACAUGGGUGUAAACAACAACUGUGAAAUGGAUCAAAUGAUGCAUCCGAUGCAUAACUUCCCAAUGAAAUGGGAACCUUGUACUCCACCGGAUGAAAAACCUCCUGCUUCGUUGUUAUUUCCUCCUCUGCCCGGAAUGUUCAAUCAGUCACGACACAGUAGCAACGGAGAAGACUAUCAUGGAUCUUCAUCUGGUAGCCCAUCUUCUUCGCUUUCUUCACCAAACGAGUUCAAAGACGAGCCACUUGGUCUUGAUGUUCAUUUCGGUAGCGCUCUUUUUAAUGCACCAUUCAGCCCAUCUGCCACUUCUUCACAUAGCCCCUCUUACGGAAUGAUUAACAGUGGUCACUCGAUGGCUCCACAGCAACAUUCUCCACUGCCUUCGGUCGCGCACUUCUCUCACAAUCACCACCUUCAUCAUCAUGUUGUUCAACAUCAUCAGCCUAGCCUGCAAAUGAGUAUGAAUCAAGUGUUCACAAACCCCGGUCAUCAAUAUGUCACCAGCGUACCACACAAUUUUCUUUUCAAAGAUUCAACGAUUUAUGAAGGAAUGGACGAAGAAGAGCAAGAUAUGGCACUUUCAAGUGAGAUGUUUCUAGCCGCCAAUGGGGACGAAGGAUCGGAAGGUAGCAAAGAAAUGAUGGAUGUUGAUGAGUUAUUAUUGUGUGGUAUGGGAUUAGCUGCCGCCCAACAGCAAUUGAAGGCGAGAAACAAAAUGCACGAAAUGGCUCUUCGACAACAACUAAUCUCUGAUCAGAACAUGUCGACGAAUGGAGAUUUGAUGCUCUCUGCAGAAGAACGGAGAACGCUAGUACAAGAAGGCUAUCCUAUCCCUCAAAAGUAUCCACUGUCCAAAAGUGAAGAAGAGUCGCUAAAAAUUGUUCGUCGGAAGAUUAAGAAUAAGCUUUCUGCUCAAGAGUCUCGACGAAAACGAAAAGAGUAUAUUGAUGCCCUCGAGAGUCGUUUGCACUGCUUCAGUGAAGAAAACAAAUCUCUCAAACAACAAGUUCAUCAGUUAGAAGCUUCAAAUCGUGAUCUUCAACAGAAGUUACAUCAAUACGAAAAGAUGCUACUCCGAUUCUUUGUUCUUUUCAUUGUUUCUCUGAUUGUUCUUUCCCAUGCAUCAGAAGGAGGUUCACCACCUCCUCCACCACCAAAUGGAACAAAUAUUGAUCCACCGAUGGGAAAUGGAACAGAACCUUCUGGGCCAAUGAAUGGAACUGAUAUUGCCCAGGAAAAUGGAAAUAAGACUGGUGGAGUAAUAGAUUGGAUCAAAUCAAAACUUGGAAAAUAG